AUGUCGCCAUUCGAAGGGAAAACUUUAAAAGAAGUUGAUAACGACACUGUGACGUCACAGGUAUUUCAAUCUUACCCUCAAAAGUCUUAAAGUUAAAAAUUUACAGGUUCCCGUUGAAAAACCGCUCGGACCAACUGGAAAACGAGUCGAUUACAUCACGUGGCAUCAAAAUCACAUGUGUUUGGCUCGAAUGUUAGCAGGAAUGAGUCCGAAAAGCGAAAAAAGGCCGACCGGAUGCUAUAUUGUCGAUUCGGAUCAUUACACCGUCACUUCAGGCUAUUCUGGAGGUGAAUUCUACUAAAAGUCUAUUGAAAACUCGAAAUUACGUUCAGAACUGCCAAAAUCAUCUGAAUUCUGCUCCGACGCCGUCAGCGUGGCCCUUAAGAAGCUCGAAUCAAAGGGACAGAGUGCCGAAGGAUGCCUGAUUUACACGACGAACUUUCCAGAGUGCCGAAAGUGUGCCGAACGAAUUCGGGCGUCGAAAAUAGCGAAAAUCUGGUUCUGGAGUGAUUCUGAAACAGAAGACGUCGAAGUGAAGCGAUUGCUCGGCGAAAUUUGCGAGAAAUUCGUGCCAACCCAAAUAGUAACCAUAGAUUUCCGGGAAAUUCAAUAA
This is a messenger RNA of Caenorhabditis sp. 36 PRJEB53466, 613 nucleotides long. The record is from the annotation of a GenBank genome assembly. NCBI's taxonomy places the organism in Eukaryota, Metazoa, Nematoda, Chromadorea, Rhabditida, Rhabditidae.